UGUCAGUGCAUUGAAAAACCCACACAUGCGUAUAUAUGCUGCCUUUAAGAAGCAACAGAAAGGCUCUAAACAUGAAACAUUCUUGGCUUGUGAUAUGGGUUGGAACAUUGUUUUUGAAUCCAGUGACUGCUGACUGCAACAUUACUUCCCAAACUCAGGUCAUUUGUGACGAGUCUGGAAAGAACCUCUCUAAUAUCCCCACCAACCUUUCUCAAAACGUUACUAAAUUAAGCCUCAAAAACAAUAAAAUCACUUUAAAAGAUAGUGACAAAGAGAUUCUUGGACGUUUUAUUAACCUCACUGAACUUCAUCUGAAUAAAAACAGGAUUACUGAACUGCACAAGAACAGCUUCUGCAAUCUGAAAAAACUCAUAAAUCUGGAUAUCAGCAACAAUCAUAUUAGCACAGUUCAUAAAGCAGCAUUUGCAGGAUUAAAUCAACUGUCCAUGUUGAAUCUAUCCUAUAACAUGAUUGCUCAAUUAGAUUCAGAUGCAUUUACUUCUCUAGAAAGCCUGACGGUUUUAAAUCUACAGUGUAACUUACUGAACUACCUUCAUAUAAAAUCAUCUUUUAAAUUGAUUAAAAUUGUUUUAGCUGGAAACCCGUGGAUCUGCUCCUGUGACCUCCUUGACUUACAGAUAUGGCUAACUGCCUCCAAUGUUACAUUGGAAAAUGAAAGCAACACUACAUGUACGCUACCAACCAAGAAAGAAAUCUCCAUCAAGAUGGCUAUCCAACCAGCUGACUGCAAAAUUGAAAAAACUUCUUUAGAAAACACUGUAACUUCCACUCCUGUCAUUAACCUUAGAAGUAGUGCCUUAAUAACAGCUCUGACUCCAAACAUCACUGGAAACAAUGGAACACAUGCAGAGUUACCACUUCUUGGCAAAAGUUGGACCUUCCUGGCAGGUGUCCUAGGAUUUGUCCUAGGCACUACACUCCUGAUUUUUACUGCUGUAAAAUGCCCAACAUGGUAUCAUUAUGUGAUCAGCUACCGACACCGUCGUCUGGAAGAAAAUGACCCAGAGAGGUUUGAACAGGAGUUCUCAGCUGAUAUGAGCCCUUCUCCUUCAGUACUGGGUACAAACAGUGAAGAACCCAUUGUAAUCUUUGAGAAAAUUCAUGCAUUUGGGGAUGCAGAAGAUGGAUUUAUUGAGGAUAAAUACAUUGAUUCUUAUGUAAAUGAGGAGAGUUAAUGUCUUAAACAAUGAAUAAUGCACUGACUUUUCAAAAAUGUAGAACACUUGUACUUCCAUUUUACACUACUCAUGUACAAUACAAAAUGAAGUUA
Messenger RNA from Manacus vitellinus (golden-collared manakin), 1291 nucleotides. RefSeq names its product leucine rich repeat containing 19 (gene LRRC19). Gene Ontology annotation, biological process: positive regulation of non-canonical NF-kappaB signal transduction; interleukin-8 production. Gene Ontology annotation, molecular function: protein binding; signaling receptor activity. Gene Ontology annotation, cellular component: plasma membrane. NCBI's taxonomy places the organism in Eukaryota, Metazoa, Chordata, Aves, Passeriformes, Pipridae. The transcript is spliced from 5 exons. The coding region runs from base 36 to 1196 and encodes 386 amino acids. The record is from RefSeq and is a predicted model, not a curated record.